AUGGUUUUCAGAUCUCCUUUAGAGCUCUAUCCCUCCCAUUUCUUCCUGCCCAACUUCGCUGAUCGGCCCUUGCUCGUGGCGAGCAGCGCGCCCAGCGCCCGGUCUCCCGAAGACUUGUCCAUGUUUCAGCUACCGACCCUCAACUUCUCCGCGGAGCAGGUGGCGAGCGUCUGCGAGACGCUUGAGGAGACCGGAGACAUCGAGCGACUCGGUCGCUUUCUGUGGUCGCUGCCGGUGGCACCGGGCGCAUGCGAGGCUAUUAACAAACACGAGUCGAUCCUGCGCGCCCGCGCUGUCGUCGCCUUCCAUACGGGCAACUUCCGAGAUCUCUAUCAUAUCCUGGAAAACCACAAGUUCACGAAGGACUCGCACGGCAAACUGCAGGCCAUGUGGCUCGAGGCUCACUACCAGGAGGCCGAGAAGCUGCGGGGGCGCCCGCUCGGACCAGUCGAUAAGUACAGAGUGCGCAAGAAGUUCCCGCUGCCCAGAACCAUCUGGGACGGUGAACAGAAGACGCACUGUUUCAAGGAACGGACGCGCAGUCUGUUGCGGGAGUGGUACCUUCAGGACCCGUAUCCCAACCCCAGCAAGAAACGAGAACUGGCGCAGGCCACUGGACUCACUCCUACACAGGUCGGAAACUGGUUUAAAAACCGGAGGCAAAGAGACAGAGCUGCGGCAGCAAAAAACAGGCUCCAGCACCAAGCCAUAGGACAGAACGGCAUGCGCUCUCUAUCUGAAUGCACUCCGCAUAGCUCGGCUGAGUCGCCGUGUACCGCCGCCAGUCCCACCACCAGCGUGUCGAGCGUGACGGAGCGCGCCGACAUGGCCACGUCCAUCCUCUCCGUAACGUCCAGUGACUCUGAAUGCGACGUAUGA
Neoarius graeffei (lesser salmon catfish) is the source of this 879-nucleotide messenger RNA. RefSeq names its product SIX homeobox 3a (gene six3a). The transcript is spliced from 2 exons. Lineage: Eukaryota; Metazoa; Chordata; Actinopteri; Siluriformes; Ariidae. The record is from RefSeq and is a predicted model, not a curated record. Bases 1 to 879 code for a protein of 292 amino acids. Gene Ontology annotation, biological process: regulation of transcription by RNA polymerase II; eye development; brain development. Gene Ontology annotation, molecular function: DNA-binding transcription factor activity, RNA polymerase II-specific; RNA polymerase II cis-regulatory region sequence-specific DNA binding. Gene Ontology annotation, cellular component: nucleus; transcription regulator complex.